This is a messenger RNA of Clunio marinus, 207 nucleotides long. The record is from the annotation of a GenBank genome assembly. Lineage: Eukaryota; Metazoa; Arthropoda; Insecta; Diptera; Chironomidae.
AUGGAUGAACGCAAAAAUCUUUCGAGUGAAAAUAAUGGACUCAAUGCGCAUUUGAAACAAAAACCAUCUGUUACAAUCAUACACGAGGAAACUAAAUUUAUUGGUGAAUAUUCAAGCACUAGAAGAGAAAUAAAGAAGAGAAAGAAUCUCACUAAAUUAACCCUUUGUGAACUUGCAACACUCAGUUUAAAUAAAGCUAAAGCUUGA